GCAGCCGCUGUCAGUGAUAAAUUCAAAGGAUGCAUUCGAAAUCUAAGUACAACUGACCGCACUUGGCGAGAAAGCAGCUUAAAAAGUUGUAACUCUUGUACCCUGAACUAUUGCUUAUCCUUACAGAUACUUUGCAUUCGUCAUCAACAACCGGGAGGAAAUUCUAAUGACAGUAAUACUCACCUUGAAAUACCAUCUGUUGGUUGCAGCAACGUGGCGACCGUCAGUGGUGAAGGCUCACCCCAGCUUGGUGCCAUUUCCGCCCCUGAUGAACCACAGUGGGAGACACUUGCGUCUAACCUUGGUUUCAGCUCAGACAGAAUUGCAUAUUUUAAGAGUAUUGAUCCUGGCAAACCUGCGGAAAAAAUCUGGGAGAUGCUAUCUGAGUGGAGAGGAAAGGGGUCAUCCCGCAUGGCCCAGACUACACAACUGUGUGCUGCAUUAGCAGUCAUUGGAAGAAAGGAUCUUGCAUACGAAUUACAAGUGUUGAAUGAUAACGAUGUAUACAAGAUGUCCAAGGUCUUUUGUCGAGAAUGGAAGGACAAGGCUUUUGAUCUCGGCUUCAGCAGAAAGGAGGUCGUCGAAAUUGAGUCAAUUUCGUCAUACCAAGGACCAGAAAAGGCUUCUGAAACGCUAGAAAAAUGGAGAGAGCGGCAAUCGUGGAAGGAAGAUGAUGGUGAAGUGCUGUGUAGGGCGUUGGAAAAGGUCGACAAAAAGGAUCUGGCUGACGAACUGAGGAAAGAUAAGAACUCGUUCAUUGAUGGCAUAAUGAGGCUACGGAGAGUGGCAUACAUGCUGACGCUUGAGCCAGGUUCAAAGGAAUUGAUCGGACAAGAAUUCCUGCAGCCACCCAAGAUGAUCAUCAACAAUCAGGAAGAUUUACGGUCACUGAGGGACGACGUCGGUGAGCCAUGCGAUGAACCACUACAUGUAGAGAUGUUAGAUGUAUGGUGCAGAUCACGGGAAGAUAUUGAUUUACUUCGGGAAAUAUUAAAAAGUGCCAAAUUUGAUUUCUUAAAGCAUCUUCAGCUUCAGCUUCAACUAUCUGAAAACUGGAAGGAGGAACUGCAAAGCCUUGUGCAAACAUUCCAGCCUGGGAUAAAACUACCGGAGGUGCAUUUGGUAUUAUUUGGGCGUAAUAACAUAGAAUAUGAUAUAGGACAUGUGGGCAAAUGCCUGUUUGAAAUAACAAGUCAGUUUCCUGGAAAGAUGGGACUAUCACCUUGUAAUAUUUUUCGAUCACAUCGAGAUGUCCAGAGAUUCGUGGAUGCUCUCAAGGCUUGCAAGUUGCAAUUGUUAGGGUGCCCUAGAGUUGAUUUGCAUGGUCACGUGGAUCUUCUAGCACCUCUUAUAACAGACUGCCUCAAAAUAAUGUGGCUCAAUCAGUGUAACCUCACCGAUGAUGACGCCAGCGACCUGACUUGUAUCCUCUCCAAAUGUCAUGGGCUGCAGAAGCUGGAUGUACACUGUAAUAAGUUUAGUAUGGAUGGGAUCAGUGACAUCACCAGCUAUCUUACACUUGAACAUUUCCCCAAUCUGAUCCGCUUGGAUGUUUAUGAUAUGGGACUUGAUGCGGCUCAAGUGAAGGAGGUGGUUAAGAAAAAUCUACCUCACCUGAAAGAAACUGAAACGGGCAUUUUUAAAAUAACGUAAUGGAUCCAAUAUGCAAAUCAAAAGAAAGGGCGAUUUUUGGCAUUGUGAUAAAUGCCUAACUGUAAAUAUUUAGCUUCUGUCAAACAUUCACAGUCACUGCUAUAAUCAAGUUGGAACUGUAGUGGGAAAGGUGACAGGUCAAACAACAGUAGUGACAAUGAUCGGGAUCAUGAAUAAAAAAAAAGUAGCCCCAAGGGCAUUUAAUUUGCUCAAAAUAUUGCUUGCAUAGGAUUUAACAUGGAGAUUGUUCCAUACAU
Acanthaster planci (crown-of-thorns starfish) is the source of this 1910-nucleotide messenger RNA. RefSeq lists its product as uncharacterized. The record is from RefSeq and is a predicted model, not a curated record. Lineage: Eukaryota; Metazoa; Echinodermata; Asteroidea; Valvatida; Acanthasteridae.